Messenger RNA from Gastrolobium bilobum, 1869 nucleotides. RefSeq lists its product as uncharacterized. NCBI's taxonomy places the organism in Eukaryota, Viridiplantae, Streptophyta, Magnoliopsida, Fabales, Fabaceae. The transcript is spliced from 3 exons. The coding region runs from base 1 to 1869 and encodes 622 amino acids. The record is from RefSeq and is a predicted model, not a curated record.
AUGAGUGCAACUCCACACCUUUUCUUAGAAUCUUUUGACCCUGAACCUGAAAGGACCUUUAGAGUUAGGAGACGAACCCAGAGAGCAACUAUGCAGAUCCCACUUCUAGAUUUUGAAGAAAAGGAGGAUUUAGGAAGUGUAAAUGGGAAUGAAGGAGGCCAUGCGAGGAUAGAGAACCCACCAAUAAUAGAUGACAAUAAUAGGUCCAUGAUGGACUUCAUCAUACCUGUGUUGGAUGAGUUAGACCCAAGUAUUGCCCAACCUGUUAAUGGAGUGCCCUUUAAGUUAGAACCUGUGAUGUUCACCGUGCUCCAAAAUAUGGGGCCGUUCCAUAGUCUGCUGAUGGAAGACCCACACAAGCACCUUAGGAAUUUCAUAGAAGUGGCCAACACUUUUAGGAAUCCCAACAUCUCAGAUGAUGUACUAAGAUUGAAGCUCUUCCCUCACUCACUGGCUGAUAAAGCUAAAGAGUGGUUGAACUCCCUUCUAUCCAACUCCAUCACCAAUUGGCACACAUUGGCUGAAAAAUUUAUCAUGAAAUUUUUCCCAUCCAACAAGAUAGUGCAAACCCGAUGUGAUAUCAUCAACUUCAUGCAAAAGGAUGGUGAGACCCAAGAGGAUGUGCGGGAGAGGUUUAAAAUCCUUCUUAAGCAAUGUCCCAACCAUGGCUUGCCCUCUUGGGCAGUGCUACAAACCCUUUACAACAGCCUUAACACUCAAAAUAGAGCCUUAGCAAAUUUUGCUGCUAAUGGCAUGUUUAUGUCCAUGUCCUUUAAUCAUGCUCACGAGUUGUUGGAAAAAAUGACUCAAAAUUAUGCCCAAUGGCCUGAAGAGAGAAAUCAGUCAAGGAGAGUGGCUGGUUUACAUGAGGUAGAUCAUGUAACAGCCCUUUCAGCCAAGUUUGAUGCAUUAUCCACUUUAGAAAAAACCCAAGGACAAGCCAUUGAGGCAUGGUUGUCUCAACCUCAAGUUCCAGUACCCCAACCUCAAGUCAAUUCUAUGAACACAGGUUGGAGGCAGAAUCAACAGCCCCAAUAUUUCCAAGGGCAAGGGCAGCAAGCUGGACCCUCUAAUGCCCAAACCAGACCACAUUUUCCUCCUCAAAAUUUCCAACAACCUCAAAGGCAGCAACCUGCUGCUCAGUCUUCUGCACCAUUUACUCAAAACCAAGUUGUUGAGAUGUCUACCUCUUCAACCUCUUCCUUAGAGGCUUUGUUGAGGGAGUAUUUGGUUAAGAAUGAAACUAAGCAAAAUAGCUUGGAAGCUGUUGUACAAAGUAUUCCUGCAUCUUUGAGGAAUUUAGAAUCCCAACUAGGCCAUUUAGCAAAUACUUUGAAUAGCAGACCCCCUAGUACUUUUCCUAGUAACACUGAAGAGCCUAAGAGGAAUAAUGAGCAAUGUCACAUGACAGAGCUUAGGAAUGGCAGAUCUGUGAAUCAGCCAGAAUCUGUGCCCCAAGGGGCUGAAAAUAAUAAUCCUCUGCCUGUUCUGGUUGAACCAGAAAUUCAGACCCCAAUAAACCCAUCUUUAGGGAAUAUUUCCAUGGAAAAAUCCAUUCCAAAGGGUCAAACAUCUAAGCCAAGUAUUGAGACACAUGCUGCCUCAAAUAGACUUCCACCACCUUUUCCCCAAAGGUUGCAAAAACAAAGGCAAGACAAUCAAUUUAGGAAAUUUCUAGAUCUCCUAAAACAGUUGCAUGUCAACAUUCCAUUCGUGGAUGCAUUAGAACAAAUGCCCACUUAUGUGAAAUUCAUGAAAGAAAUUCUUUCAAGAAAAAAGAGGCUAGAAGAAUUUGAGACUGUUUCUCUUACACAAGAGAGCAGUCUAUAUUUGCUUAGCAAAACACCUCCCAAAUUAGGAGAUCCAUGA